UAUUACAGAUUUCAGAGUAAACAGGAAAUCUGACCAGAAAUAUAGAGGAAAGGAAAUCGUGGUGAUUGGAAUCGGAGUAAAAUGAAGACCCUUCCCUACAAGCAUUGCUACUAUUAUCCAGCUUACUAAUAAGGAUUCAGUUCUGCCAUUCUGGAGAGCUGCUGGAGGCUGAGUGGAAGUGAUUCUAAGACUGAUCAAAGGACGCUUGGAGGCCAGAAUGGAGAGCGCUAUGCGGAAAAGGCAAGUUCUCUAUUUGUGUGUAUUUCUGGGAAUGUCUUGGGCUAGCGCGGAACAGCUCCGGUAUUUUGUGGCUGAGGAAAGUGAGAGAGGCACUUUUCUCGCCAACCUAGCAAAUGACCUAGGGUUGGGGAUGGGGGAACUUUCAGCCCGGGGAUCUAGAAUUGUUUCAGACCAGAACAUAGGAUUUUUACUGCUCAAUCUGCUUACUGGUGAUUUACUUCUAAAUGAGAAAUUGGACCGAGAGGAACUGUGCGGCCCCACAGAGCCCUGUGUGCUGCCUUUCCAGUUGUUACUGGAAAAGCCUUUUCAGAUUUUCCGUGCUGAACUAUGGAUCAGAGACAUCAAUGAUCAUUCACCAGUGUUUCUAGUUACAGAGAUUCCCUUGAAAAUAUUAGAAAGUACCACUCCAGGGACGGCAUUUCUCCUAGAAAGUGCACAGGAUUUGGAUGUUGGAAACAACAGCUUGAGUAACUAUACCAUCAGCCCUAAUGCCUAUUUCCAUAUUAAUGUCCAUGUUAGCGAGGAGGGGAAUAUCUAUCCGGAAUUGGUAUUGGAUCAAGUGCUGGAUCGUGAGGAGAUACCUGAGCUAAGUUUAACUCUCACAGCCUGGGAUGGUGGCUCUCCACGCAGAUCUGGGACAGCCCUGGUGCGCAUCCUGGUCGUAGACAUAAAUGACAAUGCCCCUGAAUUUGUGCAGUCUCUCUACAAGGUGCAGAUGCCUGAGAACAGCCCUAUUGGCUCCAUGGUUGUCUCUGUGUCCGCUAGAGAUUUAGAUACCGGAAGUAAUGGGGAAAUAGUCUACGCAUUUUUCUAUGCCACUGAAAGAAUUCUCAAAACUUUUCAAAUCAACUCAACAUCUGGCAAUCUUCAUCUUAAAGCUGAAUUGAACUAUGAGUCAAUUCAAACGUAUACAUUAACUGUGCAAGCUAAAGAUGGAGGAGGGCUUUCUGGAAAAUGUACUGUGGUGGUUGAAGUAACAGACAUAAAUGAUAAUUCACCGGAGCUGCUCAUGUCAUCAUUUACUAGUCCAAUUGCAGAAAACUCACCUGAGACAGUUGUUGCUGUUUUUAGGAUUAGAGACAAAGAUUCAGGAAACAAUGGAAAAAUGGUGUGCUUCAUCCAGGACGAUCUCCCCUUCCUCCUGAAACCAUCUGUAGAGAAUUUCUAUACACUAAUAACAGAGAAACCUUUAGAUCGAGAGAGAAACACAGAGUACAACAUUACCAUCACCGUUACCGACUUGGGGACACCCAGGCUAAAAACUGAACACAGUAUAACCCUCCUAGUCUCUGACAUCAAUGACAACGCCCCCACUUUCACCCAAACCUCCUACACCCUGUUCGUCCGCGAAAACAACAGCCCCGCCCUGCACAUAGGCACCAUCAGCGCCACAGACAGAGACUCAGGCACCAACGCCCAGGUCGCCUACUCCCUGCUGCCACCUCAGGACCCACACCUGCCCCUCGCCUCCCUGCCUGGCCACCUAGUGGACGUUAGUGGUACAGGAACUCUGUCCCAGAGCUACCAGUAUGAGGUGUGUUUGACGGGAGGCUCAGGGACCAGCGAGUUCAAGUUCCUGAAGCCAAUUAUCCCCAACCUCUUACCCCAGAGCACAAGGAAAGAAGUGGAAGAAAACCCUUCAUUUCGAAACAAUAUGCGCUUCUGA
Molecule: messenger RNA, 1906 nt
Organism: Otolemur garnettii (small-eared galago)
Lineage: Eukaryota; Metazoa; Chordata; Mammalia; Primates; Galagidae
Product: protocadherin beta-7
Exons: 2
Coding region: 218-1906 (562 amino acids)
Biological process (GO): homophilic cell-cell adhesion
Cellular component (GO): plasma membrane
Molecular function (GO): calcium ion binding
Source: RefSeq, a predicted model, not a curated record